This is a messenger RNA of Paramacrobiotus metropolitanus, 2154 nucleotides long. RefSeq names its product tyrosine-protein kinase receptor Tie-1-like. Lineage: Eukaryota; Metazoa; Tardigrada; Eutardigrada; Parachela; Macrobiotidae. The coding region runs from base 1120 to 1809 and encodes 229 amino acids. Gene Ontology annotation, biological process: multicellular organism development; cell surface receptor protein tyrosine kinase signaling pathway; positive regulation of kinase activity. Gene Ontology annotation, cellular component: signaling receptor complex. Gene Ontology annotation, molecular function: transmembrane receptor protein tyrosine kinase activity; ATP binding. The transcript is spliced from 3 exons. The record is from RefSeq and is a predicted model, not a curated record.
UUGUUCAGUUCAGUCUGCGUUUGAGCAGCUCCCUGGCUGCUAAUAAAUAUGCGCCAGGUCGUGACAGUGGCGUGAAGUCUGUAGUAAACUUAUGCUGUAAUAUUAUUCUUGAGACUGUGGCAGAGUUGUGGUACUGCAUGGGAGAGUGUAUUCACGGAGGUAGUAGUGAAUCCGUGGGAGAGAGAGUGUGGGCGUGGUCGCAGAAGGAAAGUUGUGAGAAGGGCGGACGAGGGCAGCAGCGAAUACCCGUGACCGGAGGAAGCCGUGGCGCGAGCCACGCAGCUGUUGCAGUGGAUGGGAUCCACGGCAGCAAAAGGGACGGAAAGGCCGAUCCCUUGGCAGAAAGGGGAAGCCAUUCCGUGAGACGGAUGGAGCACCCAGGCCAGUGUGACGACCUGUGGGAAGGUCAGUGGAGCCGGUCAGUGGGCGGAGGUGCCAGUGGUAUGAACUGUGGCUACGCCCGUCCCGCCGAGAAUUUCUGUGCAUGAAGAGCGAGCGCCCUGCCCAGCGGGAGUGUCCUGCGGUGAGAACAGGAUGGAACCCCGCGAACUGCGUGUGUGGACCAGUGUGGUGAAUGGUGAGCGAGGACGGCGAGCGCCGUCUGAGUGAAAGCGAAGCACAGAGUGACGCUGACGGUGGAUGUUGUACCAUGUGCCCCACGUGUGGUGUGAGUGAAGGUGAGAAUGAGCGAGACCCGGCCGAGUGAGAAAGCGUCCGAGUGUGGCCCAGAGAGAGUGCACGAGCGGAUUGACGCCGAACCGAAGGUCGUGGAAUUAAGUACGAUCGGAACGUUCGAAAAGGUCAUGGAGCGUGUUGUCGUCGCUCUGCAAGUCAUGGUGUAUGUGGAUUCAGAAACCGUUGCUACGCGAAGCAGCUUAAUAUAGCGUUCCGUGAACUGUGAAUGAAUUUGAAUUUUGCCGAGUAUUGUGAUAACAUUGUGGUUAUUCAACCUAUUCCUGUGAAUUUUUCAUGGCGAGUUCAGAACGUUUUUUUUGUUGUUUUUUUUAUAAGAUGGAAAGGUGUAGCGUAGUGACAUGGCAACAGAGUUGCCAUGUCUGAGUCUGUCAGUAAUUGUUCAGUUCAGUCUGCGUUUGAGCAGCUCCCUGGCUGCUAAUAAAUAUGCGCCAGGUCGUGACACAUACCUAUCUACGAGAUUUAAGUGCCAAAAGCGUCUCUUGCGGAACGGCAGCUGUUGCUGGUUACUAUGUGAUGGUACUCAACAAAUCCAACAAGUCAAGUGAAAACCUGUUGAUGGAGCUGACUCGCUUUGCCUAUCAGAUCAGCCGUGGAAUGGAGUUUCUAUCAUCCAUGAAUGUAAUUCACCGGGAUUUAGCCGCUAGGAAUAUUUUGCUGAACUCGCGGAAAACAGCGAAAGUUGCUGAUUUUGGAAUGGCCAAAACCCAACCGGAAUAUAUACUGGAACGGCAGCUGGUUCCUCUACCGGUUUGUUGGAUGGCUCCUGAAGCCAUAAUUCCCGGCCGCGGAGUAUUUACCACAGCCGGCGAUGUGUGGUCCUUCGGUGUCGUACUGUGGGAAAUUUUUACUCUGGCACAAACGCCCUAUGUAUCUGAGUUCCCGAAAGGAGUACUUUUUGAACAGCUGUGUAAUUUUCUUCGAGAAGGUCACAGACUGGAAUUACCAGCUAUUUGUCCGCAUCCAGUACGUUCUGUUGCGAAGGAAUGCUGGAAUUUUAAACCAGAAGAUCGACCAGAUUUUGCUGAAAUCAGUCGGAUUCUUGAACAUCUGAUGCGGCGGAAGGACGAGAUCAAUAUGUUUCUUUCGCUAUGGAGAACACCGAGCGGAAUAUGAUGGAAAAAUAGUGGCCGCAAGAUCAAACCUUUAAAAUCCGAAUUCUGUACAGAUUUCAUCAAGCGAUUAUUAUGGCGUUCUACAAGCGUCACAUCGACCACCUUCAAAUGGGUUUCUUCCAGUCAUUUUAAGGAACAGCUGCGUUCUAGCACAAUUUUUUGACGCUUGAAUGGUCUAUGUAUAGCGCAUAGUGCUAAAUUUUAUUUAUCUUAAUUUAUCACUGUUUACGGUGUAACAGUGCUACUUGCACGUGUUUUAAAAGGCAAUAAUAAUUAUAACAAAUAUUAUUAUUUUCAGUGGAUUCAAUCACCUUUUUGUUUGAGUCUUGACCAACCACUUAUAAAA